Molecule: messenger RNA, 720 nt
Organism: Benincasa hispida (wax gourd)
Lineage: Eukaryota; Viridiplantae; Streptophyta; Magnoliopsida; Cucurbitales; Cucurbitaceae
Source: RefSeq, a predicted model, not a curated record
AUGGAGAACCUUGCAGUGAAACUUUAUAUAGAAGAAGAUAAUAGAAAGGAAGAUAAACCUCCACUGGAAGUUGAAGCCAAAGAUCACGAGGAAGCCAAAUUGAAUGCACAAGGCUUGAAGAAAGCAAUCGAGAAAAACCAACAAUUGAGUGAAGAGAAUUCUCGUUUAGUGGAGCAAUGCAAGAAAAUGAAAGCCUUUAUGAACAGAGGAAAAUUGGCUCUUGAUCGAGCCAAGGAAACCCAAGUUCGUGUCCAUGAAUUGGAAGAUGAAGUUGAAGAAUUAAAAUUGGAUUUGAAAUUCUUCAAAGAUCAACACCAAAUGAACAAGUUUCAAUUUACUUCUAUGGAGGAAAUUUUGGUUGAGUCAGCUUUAUCCCAAUUAAUUGGAGAAGCAGAAUCCUCAGCUAGUGAGUUCUUGUUGGCUAAUAUUGAGAACGAUUCGUGUAGGAGAUUGCUACAUUUAUCGCGAAGUUUAGGGCCUCUGUCUCGUAGAACUCUGGCUUUGGCUGCUAAAAUAAAAUCACUUGAGAAAGAUAAUGAACAACUUCAGUUGCUACUCUGUACAGCUCAAGGGGAGGCGAAACUGUUAUCUGAUCAAAUCGGUUAUCUGUUGGAGGAGCAAACGACGUCGGAUGGUGGGAAUGGAGGAGGGAUUGGUAAACCACCAGCUGGCAGUUCCUCUCCGAAGGUGCAUGAAAGAAAAAGAGCAUUGGAAGAUUGA